AUGGAAAAGCACAUGUCAUUGGAUGAAAAUCAAAAAACAGUUGUGCUGAAUAAAGAGAACGAAAAGUGCUUGGAAAAGAUAUCUCAACUUCAAGACAUUGAAGCGUGCAUUACAGUAUUUCAAAAGAAGAUCAAAGCUGGACCAUUUCAUAUAUGUUGUGUGUGUAACCGAACAUUGUAUAAAAAGUCUGUACUGAUCUUACAAAAAGAGAAAUAUCCUUGCCAAGAUUGUUUUGUUAUUCAACCUUCUUUUGAUUGCAAAGAGUACAUCUGCAAAACUUGUCACUCUAAAUUAAUAAAAGGUCAGCAGCCCUGUCAAGCCGUGAUUAAUAAUUUGUUUGUUGAUGAAACCCCAGUGGAGCUUGCUACAUUAGAGAAACUUGAACAAAUUCUUAUUGCACAGAGAAUAGUUUUUGAAAAAAUUGUAGUAAUGCCGAAAGGACAACAAAGAAAAAUUAAAGGUGCAAUAUGCAAUGUGCCAGUUGAAUGUAGUCAAAUGUGCAAUGUUCUUCCCAGACCACCUGACAGAUCUGGGAUAAUUUUACUUAAAUUAAAAAGGAAAUUUCAAUUUAGAGGUCAUGUUUACUUCCAAGCAGUUCGCCCUCAGAUUGUAAUUAAUGCAUUAAACUGGCUUGUCGCAAACAAUCCUUUAUACAAAAAUAUUCAAAUUAAUUGUGCGAUUAUCAGCUCAGAUUUGACAAAUUUGAACUGUCCUGCAACUGAUCAAGAAAAUACAGACGAACCAUCACAAUCACAAACACAAACAAAUGCUAUUAAAAAAGUGAUCGAUGACGAGCCUGAAGAGCACGACGAUCCAUUAAAUGAACACCGCUCAGCUGCAAGUGAAACAUGUCUUCAAUCCAUUUUGCCAAAUUAUCCAGUUAGUGUUGAAAAUACAGACUGUGAUAAUUCAACAGGAAGAGAGGUUUUCAACAUUGCACCUGGUGAAGGUAAACACCCUGUAUCAAUGAUGACUGAUAAACUUUGUGAGGAACUUUCAUUUCCAGUGCUAUUUCCCAAAGGAAGAUUUGGCUACACUGCUGAACGAGACAUGAAGUUAUCUCCAAUAAAGUAUUUCAAUGCUCGACUCUUGCAUUACAGUGGAAAAUUUGCGACUAAUCCAGAGUAUCUCUUCUAUGCCCAGUUCAUUAUGGGACAAAAAAAGAUAUCUGAUAGUAUUAACAUAGCUUUAAAAAAAGUACAUGGUCAGUCAGUCACAGCAUCACAAGUAAAAUCAAACAGUCAAGCUUUUCAAAAUCUUCUUUUGCAAGAUCAAGCAUAUUUGUUUUUACGACAAAUUCCCGGCUCACCUCCUUACUGGCAAAAAUUCAUGUAUGAAGUGGUAGCAAUGGUUAAACAGCUGGGAAUACCAACAUGGUUCAUGACAUUAUCGUGUGCAGAUUUAAGGUGGCCUGAGCUAUUUCAGAUUAUCGCUAAAACAAAAGGAAAUGACUUAACAGAUGAAGAAGUAGAGGCACUAUCCUAUCAUGAACGAUGUUCAAUGCUUAAUUUAAGUCCAGUUAUUGUCGCAAAACAUUUUCAAUACCGAGUCGAAACAUUAUUCAGAGACGUUUUGCUCACAAAUACAAACCCAAUUGGUAUAGUGAAUUUCAAAUGA
Paramuricea clavata is the source of this 1617-nucleotide messenger RNA. NCBI's taxonomy places the organism in Eukaryota, Metazoa, Cnidaria, Anthozoa, Malacalcyonacea, Plexauridae. The record is from the annotation of a GenBank genome assembly.